This is a messenger RNA of Esox lucius (northern pike), 5310 nucleotides long. It is a transcript of the gene gabra1, whose product is annotated as gamma-aminobutyric acid type A receptor subunit alpha1. NCBI's taxonomy places the organism in Eukaryota, Metazoa, Chordata, Actinopteri, Esociformes, Esocidae. Gene Ontology annotation, molecular function: GABA-gated chloride ion channel activity; benzodiazepine receptor activity; transmitter-gated monoatomic ion channel activity involved in regulation of postsynaptic membrane potential. Bases 379 to 1761 code for a protein of 460 amino acids. The record is from RefSeq and is a predicted model, not a curated record. The transcript is spliced from 10 exons. Gene Ontology annotation, cellular component: GABA-A receptor complex; neuron projection; dendrite membrane. Gene Ontology annotation, biological process: signal transduction; regulation of postsynaptic membrane potential; nervous system process.
AUUCUAAAAUAAAAUCGCCCUGGCAUGAAGUCACAGCCUAUUUCACAUCCGGUUUACCCAGGGACAUAUUACUAUUGUCCUGGAAAAGUAAAGCUUCAUUUGGCCGCAAUUUGCGUAUUUAGAGUCGAUUUUUUAGUUACCAAUUUGCUCGGGACUGAGAAGAGUUUAACUCCCCACACCAAUGAAUAGUGCGCGAGACCUGCGCAUAGUCAGCGUCGUCAGCAGCCGCUUCUCGAGCCUCAAGCUAAAAUUCGGCAGAUCAGAGAUCUUUGAGGAUUUUUCCUAUCGAUUCCGGGUAGAAAAGAUAUCCGUAAAAGUUUGAGAAUACAACAGCCUCGAAUAUCUCUGGCAUAUCGCUUGACAAACCACUCUCCGACCAUGGGUGGACGGGCAGGAACGGCCAUUCUAUGUGUGUGGACCUGUUUGCUGGUGGCCAACGUGCUUUGUGGGAAAAGCUCUGGACAGAAUGGCCAGACGGAUGAGCAGAAAGACAACACUACAGUGUUCACCCGGAUCCUAGACAGUCUGCUAGAUGGCUACGACAAUCGCCUCAGACCAGGGUUGGGAGAGCGUGUAACUGAAGUCAAGACUGACAUUUUCGUGACGAGUAUUGGGCCCGUCUCGGACCAUGACAUGGAAUACACAAUUGAUGUUUUCUUCCGUCAAAGCUGGAAGGAUGAACGGCUAAAAUUUAAGGGCCCAAUGGCGGUUCUGCGUUUAAACAACCUGAUGGCCAGUAAAAUCUGGACCCCUGACACAUUCUUUCACAAUGGCAAGAAGUCGGUGGCCCACAAUAUGACCAUGCCCAAUAAGCUCCUACGAAUCACAGAGGAGGGAACACUGCUCUACACCAUGAGGCUGACAGUGAGGGCAGAAUGCCCCAUGCACCUGGAGGACUUUCCCAUGGACGCCCAUGCUUGCCCCCUGAAGUUUGGCAGCUAUGCUUACACCAGGGCUGAGGUCGUGUACGUGUGGACGAGGGGGGCCGCCCAGUCUGUUGUGGUGGCUGAAGAUGGCUCUCGGCUCAACCAGUACGAUCUGAUGGGGCAAAGUGUCGACUCGGGAGUUGUCCAGUCCAGCACAGGAGAGUAUGUUGUCAUGACGACACACUUCCAUCUGAAGAGGAAGAUUGGUUAUUUUGUCAUCCAGACAUACCUGCCCUGCAUCAUGACCGUGAUCCUGUCCCAGGUGUCCUUCUGGCUCAACAGAGAGUCCGUCCCUGCCAGGACUGUGUUCGGAGUGACAACUGUCCUGACUAUGACCACCCUCAGUAUCAGCGCUAGGAACUCUCUCCCAAAAGUGGCCUACGCCACAGCCAUGGACUGGUUUAUCGCCGUCUGCUAUGCCUUUGUCUUCUCUGCCCUCAUCGAGUUCGCUACAGUCAACUAUUUUACAAAGAGGGGCUACGCCUGGGAUGGCAAAAGUGUGGUCCCAGAGAAGCAAAAGAAGAAGAAGGAGUCACUCUUGAAGAAGAACAACACCACCGCAUACACUGCUGCCACUGCUACAGCCUUCGCUCCAAACAUUGCCAGAGACCCUGGUUUGGCCACCAUUGCCAAAAGCGCCCCCCCUCCCCCCACUGAGCCCAAGGAAGAGCCCAAGCCCAAGCCACCAGAGGCCAAGAAGACCUUCAACAGUGUCAGCAAGAUCGACAGGAUUGCCAGAAUAGCUUUCCCGUUACUCUUCGGAACCUUCAAUCUGGUCUACUGGGCAACUUACUUAAAUAAAAAGCCCAAAUUACAGGGUAUGGGAUCUCACUAAUCCCAAUUCCCCCUUCUGUUUCUUUCUCGAAUGUUUAUUUUCAGAAAACAUGGUGUCCAUGCUGGUUGAGUUCACAGUCGCCACAUUGCUUUUAUUUCACAUACCUUCCAAGAUAAAAAAAAAAAGAGAAAAGGUCUUAGGAUCUGAGCAAUGUGGUAACUGUUUAAUUGGAAUUGUUUUGUGGGAGGGAUUAUGCUACUAAAGAAAAUAUGCUAUAAAUAAUAUAUUAUAUACGCAAGAGAAUGCUAUUCUACAAAUGCACAUAGCCCAACAUUUGUUAAGGAUCCGGAUUUUGUUUUGAUUUUACGAUAUACACAUGAUCAGUUGUUGUUUGCAUUACUUCAUUGGCACUGUAAAAGAAAAUUGUGUUUUUGCAUGGACUGGGUGUUUUUCCUUUCAAAGACCAAUCAACAUUGACUGAUGACCUAGUUUGUUUAAUAUCAGUGACAAAAUGCUACCUUCAAUCUCCGUCAAAUAUUCUUCCAUUCUCUGUAGAUGUUUUGGGGUUGUUAAUUUCCUUCUGUUGAAAAAAUCAAGAUAGGGUUUCAGCAAUAGCAAUAAAACAUGUCUCAGUGGAAAAAAAAAGUUCAUUCAUUCAUGGAUUUAAGAAGAUAAAACAAUUCAAUCGUUUAUGUGCAACAUUAUGAAUACUAAUCAUUUAGUUUUAUUGUAAAUAUUAUCAAGUGUUAGAGAUGUCAAUAUUACGUUUAAGCUUUGCAAAGUGUAACUAAAGGGUAUACAUAUUCAACACGUGGCAGAGAUGGUUUUUCUUUUUUUAACUGUUUAUGAAAUACUGAAUAGUUUGUGUUGAGAGAGUAUUUACUGGUUCGCUCCUAAGUGACAGUUUCUUACCAAGCAGGUGUUCCACUGAUCGCCAGUCAAUGUUGCAUUGACAGUGGCUAUUACUGAAGUAUACUAAUAUAUCUAUAUAUUCAACUAAAUACAUAGCUGUGUGUAUCUACAUGCUAACAACUAGAAAGUGUCCAGGUCAGGGGUGGGCUGGUAAUGAAAGGGAAUGUAAAACUGUAAAAUCUAAAUGUCGGAAUGCAUUUUAUAUUUAGAAUUAAAAAAACACUAUUAUUCUUUACUUUGGUUUCUGGUUUCUAUGGCAGAGAAAAUACACUAGAGGUUCAUUUGUACAGGGCCAAGCGAACUGUCAGAUUGUUUAGGUUCGAAAGAGGACUGCUAGCAGUGAGCGUCUCAGUGGGCAGGCAGUGGCAAAUGCAUUGAGAAUGAAGAGCAGUGCCUUUUACAUUUUCAUGGUUGAUCUAAGGAAAUACUACUCUCUAUUUGAAGGCACUAGGUUUUCCAUCCAGCUCUAUUCCAUGACCCCGUGAUGGCACCAUAGUUCCCAUCUUCUGUUGACAAUGUUUCAGAAAGUACCAGCGACACUGCCUUCCAUCCCAUGCCGUUAGAGAAAAACUUGUUUUUGGACUGCAUUUGUUGCUGCUUGAUGUUGAUGCGAGAGGAAGAGAGAAAGCAGAGGCACUAAACAUUACUGGCUAGUGCUGUGUCCUGCACACAGGAAAUGUCUUGUAGUUCUUUGAUAGUAUUGAAUAUUUAUAUUUUUGUAGCAUGAUGUCAAUCCCUCCUCAGAGAAAACCAACAGAUACUAAACCAAACAUGUUAAAACAUAGUUGCUUUCUUUUCCUUUUCUUCAAAUUCAUUCAAAUAUACUCAAAGACACAUUUUCUGAUAUGUGGCAAGUUAAAGUGAAUUGUUCUUCUAAAAAUGCUGUUGAUGUAGCAAUAUCCAUUAGCAAGGGCUUUUUGAAAAUCUGAACUUAAAACCUGCAUUGUCCUGGUAAUAUCCAUGGUAGCUUUAUAGUGACCUCAGUAAUUAUAGUUAAAUGUGUCAGGUUAGAAUCAAUCUGUCAUGCCAUGUCUUUAUUUUUUUUUUGCGGUUUUCCAGCCGUCAGUAUUUAACUUCCUUUCAUAAAUAUAUUGUAUGAUCCAAAUUGAUAGUGGGGACAUUGUAUAGCAUGGGCAGGUGUGUUUUUACAGGAAAUCGGUUUUAUAGUACUGGACAUUGUGCAGAACUGACCAUGUCUGUGGACGUUGUUGAAAGACUAGUGUGUACUGUACAUCAGUGCACAUGCGUUGUGUGGAAGCAGAGGAUUGUUAUGUUAUGACCAAUAGAUAGGCUCAAUUCCUGGAGAUGGUGGGCUUUUGGUAUGCAAGUGCACAAUAUGCUGUGGACAGAGUAGUCUUAUAAAAACUGUGUCAGGAACACAAGUCCCGUGUCAAAUGUAUAAAUAUAAAUAUAUAGAUAUGUCACUUCAAAACAAUUGUAUGGAUGUCUAAUAUUAUGAAAGGAAUACAUAGAUAAUAUAUAUAUAUAUAAUAUACAUAAUGCAUAUAUUAUUAUUUAAUUAAAAACAAUACUAGUUACAAUAAUGACAUUGUUUGUACAAACCUAUAGUUAUGCAUUUUGAACAUUAGAAGCGUACUUUACUUUUAUGUAGUCAGCUUUGUGCUAUGCAAGGAACAGCUUUGAUCCACGUUAAUUAGCUUCUUUCUCUGACCAUUGUGUUUCAAAUUUACAAGGUAUUGUAAAAAGCUUAACUCUUUAAUCAACCAUGCACUCUAUUUAGCCAUUUCUUUAUCUGCUAGGUAAUCCAAGAGUAGAUUAUGAAUUACUCAGCUAUUUUCUUUUUCUUGAUGUCCAGGUCUGGAUCUAUGAUGGUUGAUGGGAAGAUGAUGACUUUGAAUGUCGUUUGCACAUUUUUCAAAGAUAUGGUGAUGAAAUAAGUCAAUUAAAAACAUGAAGCUAAAGUAUAUUAAGUUCACAAAUCAUUUUAUUUUAAAAUAAUUUCAAACAUAAUUAUGGAUAUAAUAAGUGAGUUAUCAUGAAUUGCAGACAGGAUAAAUACACGCUGAAAUUAAAAAAUGAGAAAUUACAGACAACAAAAUUCAUGAAGGUUUCCUUCAUAUUUCUGAAAAUGAAAACCUCAGCAAAAAUAAACAGUGUUUCUGGCAGUUUGGUGUGAAACGUUCCGCUGUUGUUAUUUUGGCCUACUGGUUUUGAAAGCACUGUAUUUGCUCCAGAGCACUGGCUGUGAAAUCUGUGACACAUUCACAAACAUGAGCUUCCAACCCCUCCCCUUUUCACAUACAGCAGCUGCAACAAACCCAACCCCUUUGAGAGCUGUUAGCUGUUGUUCUGAACUUUAUUUGCUUUUCAAAGUUGGGUCUUUGAUCAACGUUAAGUACCUGUGGGAGUUUUUAGUUUAUUUAUGUUUCAUUCAUUCAAGGCAUUUAAAAUAAUGAUUGGGAAAUAGAACCACGUUUUUUGAAAGCACAAAUGUUGAAGAUAACGAUAGUGGAUGAAGGUCAAUGGUCUCCACACACACACACUUCGUGGUACAUAAUGUAUGAUAACUGACCAACAAUGAUAGAGGUGGAAAAGUAUACCUUCUGUAAAUGUUUGGUUUUGUUAUGACAUGGCCCUCUGUAGAAUCUGAUUCUCUGCAUAAGUCUUUAAAUAAAAGAGAUUAAAACAGUCAUGCUGACAUUUCUAUCAAUGUUUAAUAAAUUAUUAAAAUGCUAA